GUUCUACUUUUCAGACAACACGGAAGCGUUAGCGCUUGCGCUCGUCACUGAACAUCGACUACUUAAAUGAGAGCGUCUGGCUGAUAGAUUUGGACACUCAUCUUCUCAAACAUCAGACCUUUGGAACUCUCCCAACGUUCAACCCAAAAUGCCCAUCAAUCUUGACAACAUUUCAUUCUACUCGGCUCCAGCGCAAGCUGUGCGUCCACCGGCAGCCAAAAGCACAAUAAUACCUCCUUCAGACGACACUACGACCACACCCGAUCAGAACACGAGUCAUAGAGACAAGAACCCAAUCGUGUCCUCCCAAUCCCUUCCAGAGGCAAAUGUUGAGGGCAAAGUCAUUUCAAAAGAUAGGCCGUAUCUGCGGAUUGAACGCUGCCCGGCAACAGGCGAUAUGGGCCACAGCCCAGCCAAGAAGCCUGUGGCAGUGGACUUCAAUACGCGCGAGAACUCGCCUGAGACGGCGGCUUGGUCUGCCAACUGUCUACCAGUCUCGUUCCCUUUGUUGCCAUCCGGGGCAUUCGCUGCGGCAAUGCUUCCCUCGCACCCAGACCCAGGUCCCCAAGCUGCCAACAACACAGCCGACCCGGCUCUCCUUCUAAAGUCGACUGGGAAUGCAUCGACUGUCAGCUUAGAGAGACCUGUCAAAGAAAGCACUCCGCCAUACACCGAGCAGCUGCCCCAAGUGAGUCAAGCAGCCCAUGAUGAAUUUACGACCUGGCUGCAACAUCAACAAGUCGUGCCAUCCAGCAGCGCGGAAGUUGGAGAGACCCCAGAAUCCCCGAGAGGACCUGCCGAAAAGUCUGGCACGAUGCAAAGCCCAGUGUUAGCCGAAAGUGGGCUGCCGUACUCUAGUUUGGCAUCCCUAGGCCAAGACACGCCAUGUCACGCCGAAGAUUACACACGCCAACUCCUCUCCAGACAAGAGACUCUCAAUCCGUGGCCAAACGCUGGUAACAACGAAAGUAGCCCUAGCUCAACCGAUCGAAGCGAGCCACUGAUCACAGAAACGGCGUUUCAUUCCAGCAUUUAUUCACCUUCACCGGACGAAAUACACAUGGAUGCUGAGACGACAGCAUCAGAUGCUCCUCCUAUACACUUAUCUCGAGUCCAUCGCCGAGCUCGCAAAUCACGACUACCAGCGGGCGCUUAUGCUGAAGUCGAUUCGGACCCGGAAUCUAGCGAUGAGGAUGGCGCUCGUGGAACCAAUGAUGACUGCAUCGGAGAUCAAGCCAACCCGGACAGAAUCCAGCGAGGGCCCCAGGGCUGUGAGGACAAUUCUGACCAACGCGGUCAGCCAAAACCCAAACGUCGUAAAAGAAACUUCCAGGAGACUGUUGGCACCAGCAGGGCUCUGAGACCACGGGACACGUCAUCGCAAUUAGCAGUAGAGCUAAGACGAAGGUCAGAGCGGGCUCCAAAUCGACCAAGGACAAGUGGAAUUCUGACCCCGCAGGUCUCUCCUGCUUCUACCGAGAAAGAAAUAGACCCCAGAUCCUUCUUUGCGCAAUAUGAUGAGUGGCCUCUCAAGAAUGCAGUCCUGAAGCGCAUCACAGAUGGAAUUGUAACGACAUUUCAACUGCAAUGGGAGCAGCCGUCCACAGAACGACAACAGACGCAUUGCUAUCCCUCAGUUAGUCGGCCUUCAGGUUCUUCGCUAAAGGGACGAAAGUCUGCGAGGCGAUCUGCCAAGUCCAGAUGCCCGUUUUCAGAACAGGAGAAUGAACUCUUGAUUCAACUGAAAGGACAGGGCCUUUCAUGGAGGGAGAUCCACAACAGUUUCUCGAGUUCCUUUCCGGGCCGGUCUCUCGGGACGUUGCAAGUCCACUUCUCUACUAAGCUGAAGAUGACGAGAUAAAAGGGCUUGGUAAGGUGCGACAUAUGCGUGUAGAUAGGUCGAUGGAUUGAGAGAACGGAAAUGGACUUGGACAUGUAAGGAGAGAUCUAUUGUAGGUCUUUAAAUGUGUCAGAUAGCCUUACACUUCCCAAUUAUCACCCUGGAAAUUUUCGCGGUGUCAAGGAAGGAAGCUGGUUCUUUGGUCUGUCCUAUUAAAAACGCUGCCCUACAUCCUGAAUGACCAAUAUCUUUUUGACUGAUGGUAGGAUGACACAAAGUUGCUAACGUGUAUUGUCGGCAGCUGGAAUAAUCCUCCCACUCACCAAUUGCAAGUUGCGUUUCCUUCUAGAAGCGAAUAUCCUCCUGGAUUUUGACCCAACCAGCGAAACUCUCCGGAAUC
Molecule: messenger RNA, 2240 nt
Organism: Colletotrichum phormii
Lineage: Eukaryota; Fungi; Ascomycota; Sordariomycetes; Glomerellales; Glomerellaceae
Exons: 1
Coding region: 149-1861 (570 amino acids)
Source: RefSeq, a predicted model, not a curated record